CUGAUUGAAUGGUGAAGGGUAACACUCGCCCGCUACAUUGUAACAAAGCGGCGGAGUAUCACUGUGAUACCGACCUGGCUGAGUAACAAACUAGAGACAAUGGAGCCAUGAAGAUCACUGGUUCGUAUUCAGUGAGGCACGAUAGAGGGGUUUGGGAAAAGAUAAAGUGAAGUGAGAGCAAGGGGGCAGGAAAAAAAGCGCUGGAUGGUGCUAUGGGAUGGAUGAAGCAGAGCAGAAUAAAUACGUGUUACAGCUUAAGGAUGUGUUUGACAGCUGUGACACUACAGGGACUGGAUACCUGGACAGAGAGGAACUGAGUGACCUGUGCCAAAAGCUCCACCUGGAAGCUCAGGUCCCUCUUCUACUGCAGACACUUUUGGGAGGCAACUAUCACGGCCGGGUAAAUUUUGAGGAGUUUAAAGAAGGAUUUGUUGCUGUGUUAUCUACCAGUAUUGACCUUGGUAAUUCAGAAGAUGAGAGCAGUUAUUUAGAACUAGCUACCCCAGAGCAGGUUGAGCCAAAGUACGUCAGGGGAGCCAAACGAUAUGGCCGCCGAUCUAUACCCGAAUUUUUGAAUUCCAAAGUGGAAACGACAGACGAUUUGGAGGAUUCACUUUGCUUUAGGACAACAAAGGAUGAACUGUUCACACAAAGCACCAGCAGAAAUACUUUGAGACAUUCAGCAUCUCUUGAGAGCAUAGAGAGCAUCAAGACUGAUGAAGAGCUUGAGCAUCAUAAAGAAACUUUGCAUGAAAUCUUUGAAGCACAAGGUCAGUUGAGCAGAUGGAAUCCUGGUGGCUUUGACAGUCCCAGGAGGUCCUCCACUCCUUACCCUGGAGCUACAGAAAACCACGUUCAAGCCAUCUGGGAUGAGCUGGGAGUAGGGAAGAAUGGCUACCUCAACAAGGAGGAAUUGGCAACAGUCUGCAAUAAUAUUGGCCUAAACGACCUCAAAGACAAAGUAUGUGUGUUAAUCGCGACUUUACUGUAAUUCACCUUUAGUGUAGAUAUGUGUU
Molecule: messenger RNA, 1016 nt
Organism: Rhincodon typus (whale shark)
Lineage: Eukaryota; Metazoa; Chordata; Chondrichthyes; Orectolobiformes; Rhincodontidae
Product: ninein-like protein
Exons: 6
Coding region: 218-991 (257 amino acids)
Biological process (GO): microtubule anchoring at centrosome
Cellular component (GO): centrosome
Molecular function (GO): calcium ion binding
Source: RefSeq, a predicted model, not a curated record